This is a messenger RNA of Cuscuta campestris, 1704 nucleotides long. The record is from the annotation of a GenBank genome assembly. Lineage: Eukaryota; Viridiplantae; Streptophyta; Magnoliopsida; Solanales; Convolvulaceae.
GUUUUCCAUCCCAAUUGCUAUACUAACGACGCCGCCUACAAUGGUGGUGGAUACCCUGCGCAGAUCGGAAUCAACGGAUAAUUGAAGAAAAAAUGGAAGGCUGCCCAUUGUCGACGGAGAUACUGAUCGAGAUCUUCGCAAGAUUGCCGGUGAAUUCUCUUCUCCGAUUCAAGUGCGUGUGUAAAUUCAUGUACUCUAUGAUCAAACACGACCAUCAUUUCCACAACAAACACUAUGAGAUCAGUCGAGCUAAGAGAGAUUGCGUCAUUUUCGAGCGCGACUGCGAGGACUCCCCCUCGAGAUUCUCUUGCGGCGCACUAUUCAGCUCUGUUUACAGAGAUUCGGAUUCCGGCGAGAUGGGGUGUGCAGAUCUGAACAUGCCGAGUCCAUUCGUGAGGUUUGUGAAGUGCGCUGAUGGCGUCCUGUGUCUGGUUCUCGAUAGGUUUAGCUCUUCGGAGCGGUUUUUCGAUUUUCUGAUAUGGAAUCCGUCCACCAGGGAAACUAAGGCGCUGCCUUCCAUCAAAACGCCUGAAGAUUACCCUAUGAAACUUGAUUUUACUUUUGGGUUUGGGUUCUCUAAUGAAAUGGUUGGGAAAGUUGUGGUGGUUUGGAGCUCCACAGAUCAAUCUCCGGAAACCCGUGAAACUGUAUUGGUUUGUAACCAGGUGGGCGAUUCGUGGGGAUGGAGGCAAAUCGAAUCGUUCCCCCACAUACAAGACGAGUUUUGUGUGGAUAACUCUGCUGAUUUCUAUUCGCAAGGGAAGUAUUAUUGGUGUCUCCUAAUGUACCCAGACCAAAAGCCAGCCAAAGAAUAUCUGCUUUGGUUUGACAUUGGCGAUGAGGUUUUUGGGCUGGUUGGUUUGCCGGAUAAGCCGUUGGGAGGGUAUGGGAAUUGGGGGAGAAAAUGUGUGUGGACAGGGGAUGGGAUUAUUGCUCUGAUUUGCCAUAGAGAGAAUCUAUGGGAAGUUUGGUUUUUGAAAGAAAGUAACAACAACAACAACAGCAGCAACAAUGUGGGUUGGCAUAAAGAAGCGAGUUUUGACAUUUCCAGAAAGUGGAUUGAAUGGUUUCCUAUGAAGAUUUGGAAUCUAAAGCGUGAUUUGCUCAUCAGUGGCUGGUGCUUAGAUGAUUGCGGUGGUAUCACAAAGUUCCUUGUUUCCAUUGAUUUGGUAACUCGCGAAAAAAGAGUUAUUGAUAAUAUCUGUGCUCAUUCUGGGGUGUGUGUUGCAGUGUAUAGUGAAAGUCUAAAACUGCUUUGAGGAUGUGUUUGUAGCAGCAGCUCAAAUCUGUGUUUCAUUCGACCAAAACAAACUCUACUUUGCUCUUUCAAAGUGACCCUUUUCUGCCACAAAGGGUCCAGUUCCAUCUCAUAUCAGAGCUCUCCACACCACUUCCAUACCAUCAAGUGCACAAUCGGAGGUUUUUCUCGUUCUUCCUUUUUCACUUCACAAAUCUCUUCCUUGUUUGCUUGUUUGUUAAUGUUAUGUAUAUAGUCCUAUUUUGUGUUGUCUGGAAUCAUGCAUAAUAGAGUUCUUUUGUUGUACUCCCUAUUUUCAAGAAAUCAUGGUAUUUAUGAGACUUGGCAUUUAUUGCUAAGUUGCAGCAUUAUACAUACUUGUCAAAAGGACUGCUGAAAUCUUGGUCAAAAUGUGUGUAUGUGUGUAGUAACACUUCUGCAGUUGCUAAUAUAUUUGUCUCAUAUAU